Osmerus eperlanus (European smelt) is the source of this 2715-nucleotide messenger RNA. Its product is annotated as follistatin-related protein 1-like. Lineage: Eukaryota; Metazoa; Chordata; Actinopteri; Osmeriformes; Osmeridae. The transcript has 11 exons. Gene Ontology annotation, biological process: cell differentiation; multicellular organism development; regulation of BMP signaling pathway. Gene Ontology annotation, molecular function: protein binding; calcium ion binding. The coding region runs from base 152 to 1087 and encodes 311 amino acids. The record is from RefSeq and is a predicted model, not a curated record.
UCAUUGGACACGUCAUAGCGGGAGGAGAAACUGACGAGAGUAGACCAAAUUCCUCAGCGCUCCUCAAAUUUCCAGCAAUCACGGACCUUUUGCUCGCCUUUGUAACGACCGACAUUCCAUACCUUUUACGCCAAACUGAGAGGCUUCUAAAAUGAUGUGGCGAACUAUCCCCGCGCUCUUACUUAUUUCUGUCGCGGUCAUUCAUGCCGAGGAGGUGCAGAGUAAGAGCAAGGUGUGUGCCAACGUGUUCUGUGGAGCGGGUCGAGAGUGUGCCGUCACUGAGAAGGGAGAGCCUGGCUGUCUGUGUAUAGAGAGCUGUAAGCCCCACAAGCGUUCAGUGUGUGGCAGUAAUGGAAAGACAUAUCGGAACCACUGUGAGCUCCACCGGGAUGCCUGUCUGACGGGCCUCAAGAUCCAGGUGGCUCACGACGGUCACUGCCAGGAAAAGAAAACUGAUCAGACUGCCACCAGCCCAGUGGUGUGCUAUGUGGCAGAUCGCAGCGAGCUGAGGAGUCGUAUCAUCCAGUGGCUGCAGACUGAGGUGGUCCCAGAUGGAUGGUUCGCUAAGGGCUCCAACUUCACUGACAUCUUGCUCAAAUACUUCAAGAACUAUGACAAUGGUGACUCUAAGCUGGACUCUUCAGAGCUUCUCAAGUUCAUACAACACAACGAUUCAGCCGUGGACAUGCAGUCAUACGCAGACCAGGAGAGCAACAAGCUGCUUAGGAGCCUCUGCGUGGACGCCCUCAUCGAGCUUUCCGACGAAAAUGCAGACUGGAAGCUGAGCUUUGAUGAGUUCCUGAACUGCUUAAAACCUGGCUUCAACCCCCCUGAGAGGAAGUGUGCCCUGGAGGAUGAGACCUAUGAGGAUGGAGCAGAGACCACGGUGGAGUGUAACCGCUGUGUGUGUGCCUGUGGGAACUGGGUGUGCACAGCCAUGACCUGCUCUGACAAGGUUGAGGUUGCCGAGGAGACGGGGAAUGCAGGGCCGGAGAUGACGGAGGAGGAGUGGACUCGCCGUGUGGCCGAGCUCAACAAGCACCAGGAAACGGUGGAGAAGAUGAAGACCAGCACCAAGGAAGCCUAAAAAUGAAGAGAAGAAGGAGAGAGAGCCACCAUGGGGCCCUGUGCAGUCACUGAAUUGACUCAUUUAUGUUUCUGCUCUUUUGUUACGCUCAUGAAAUAUUAUUUUAUUUUUUUCACUAUUUUGUGUGUCUUUUACAUUUCUUAGUUAUGCAUAGGGUCUGUCGUGCGGUACCAAUAUGGAGUUAUGUUGUGUUCAGUACUGUUCUGUUUGAUUGUAUAACUGCACCCCCGCACUAAAAAUGGGGCUUUUACUGUUUCUUAGAUGUUUUUGAAACUAUGUAUACAAUAUAGAGUAUGUUUGUGUGAAUUAGAUUGGAAACAAUGGCAAGCGGUUACUGGUCUGGAUGGAUGACAUGUGUUGAUAGGAUAAUAUACACUUGGGAUAACCUGGAGAGACUACAUAAUAAUAACAAUAUGGAGAACCUACUAGUGGGUGUGUGUAUGUGGGAACUUUUGGAGUCCCAGAGAGAACCUCAGCAGUAUUAGUACACUUCUGCACUGCUUCAGCACUAUUCCAAUUAACAACCUGGUUGUCUCCAUUUUGUCUCUGGAAUGUGAGUUGAAUACAGUGAUCAUUAUUAACACGGUGGUCUGGUGUGAAGGUUAGGAAGCUUGAAUACUUGAUCUAAAGCUUAUUGGCUAACAGAAGAGGCUUGAUACUGCUUGACCUUUCCCCUCUUCUACCAAUGUAGUUCCGUUCAUUAGUCCCCCUCCCCCCAGUUUGAUUCUAACUGUUGGCGAUGCCCUGCUAUAUGUUUCCAAGAUAUGUGCUUGUGUAUGCAGUCUGUUAUUGGCUGGAAAUGGAGAAUGUGUGUGAUUGCUAUGGUUGUCCUGCUGGAGUCACUCAGCUCUCUGUGGCCUUGUUGUAGCCUGGUCAACCAGGCCAUGAACACCAGAUCUAUCUUGGCACGCUCAUUAGAUAUUUGGCCUCUGUCCACCAACAUUAAGCCUAAUGUAGAAUGAAGAGAUAUUCUACAUCAACAUACAAAUACUAAGACCAGGCUUGUAACCGGCCCUACAGUAGAGACCCCAGCACCAAGCCAGGAGCUGAGCUGAAAACAGGAGGAAGUUAACCUUUUGAAACCAAAGUUGUGUGACUGAUUUAUCUAUAUAGACUCAUCCCCUCCAGGUAACACAUGACCCUGGACCCAGCAACAACACAUUACCUGUGCUUUUGGAAGUCAUUCCAAACAGAAGGACUAGCCUCGCUGUCAGCUAACUUAGCUAAGACGCUUUUCUAACCUUGUACAUGCAUGAGAUGGGGUGUGUUUGUGUGUGUUUGGAAAUAGGUAGAUCUUUUGGCACAUUUAGUGUGUGUGUGAUUGUGUGUAGUGGUGAGUUCAAGUUGUGUUUUGUUUUAAAAUCCUAUUUGAGGUUUGUGGUUAUCAAUUAGUGCCUUAAAUCCAUAACCUCGUACUUUAGUGUGCACCCCACCACAGUCAUUGUGUAGAAUUCUAGCAGACCUUGCCUAAAGUCGUCCAUUUCUUUCAGAUUUUCAACCUUAUGUUGUAUGUUAGGUAUGAAUGAGUGUGUGUGAAUGCAAAGCAAAACUAGGUUCAGUCUACAUACAUAUUACACAGAAUCUGAAAAGUAUGUAUGACAAUAAAACCGUAUACUGUACUACCACAA